Messenger RNA from Medicago truncatula (barrel medic), 1862 nucleotides. RefSeq names its product ferrochelatase-2, chloroplastic. Gene Ontology annotation, cellular component: mitochondrion. Lineage: Eukaryota; Viridiplantae; Streptophyta; Magnoliopsida; Fabales; Fabaceae. The coding region runs from base 180 to 1595 and encodes 471 amino acids. Gene Ontology annotation, molecular function: protoporphyrin ferrochelatase activity. The transcript is spliced from 9 exons. The record is from RefSeq and is a predicted model, not a curated record. Gene Ontology annotation, biological process: heme biosynthetic process.
AUAAUACAGUCCAGUGGGACAGAGAUUCGUGAUUUGGUAUUGACUUUUAUUUUGGUUUAGCUCACCAUCUUUGACGUACACGCAAACUAUUUUCCUUUUAAUAAUACUUUCUUUCACCUAAUCUUCCUUUCUUCCUCACGCACGCCGACCAACUCUUUCCGUCGUCGUCCAUCUCAGUUAUGAACGCACUUUCACAUUCUUCUCUUCUUCCCAACCGAUACCCUCAAUCCCUUCAUCGCCGCCGAUUUUCACUGUCAUGUUCUGAUAUUCAAAAUCUUACCCGUGUUACUUGCUACUCGGAUUGUAACAAGUCUACAUCUCAGGCAUCCUUGUUUUUGUGUCCUGGCUCGACCAAUACAAGAAUUGGCAGCAGAAACUUAGUUUCUCGCUCAUUUUAUUCUGCAGAUGCAAGCACUUAUAAUGGGCUUACUGUACAAUCUCCUACUCACGCUGCCCAAGAAAAAGUUGGUGUGUUGCUUCUCAAUCUAGGUGGACCCGAGACACUGGACGAUGUUCAACCUUUCCUUUUUAAUCUUUUCGCAGAUCCUGAUAUCAUUCGGCUCCCAAGAUUGUUUCGGUUUCUCCAGCAACCAUUAGCAAAACUGAUAUCUACGCUCCGGGCUCCUAAAUCCAAGGAAGCAUAUGCUUCUAUUGGAGGUGGCUCUCCUUUACGCAAAAUUACAGAUGACCAGGCACUUGCACUUAAAAGGGCUUUGGAAGCAAAGGGCCUCUCUUCAAAUAUCUAUGUUGGGAUGCGGUACUGGUACCCAUUCACUGAAGAAGCAAUUCAACAAAUUAAGAAGGAUGGAAUAACAAGGCUCGUGGUGUUACCCCUUUAUCCCCAGUUUUCUAUAUCCACUACUGGGUCAAGCAUCAGUGUUCUGGAGCAAACGUUCAGGGAAGAUGCUUAUUUGUCUAGGCUUCCUGUUUCCAUUAUAAACUCUUGGUAUCAAAGGGAAGGUUAUAUCAAGUCAAUGGCUGACUUAAUUGAGAAAGAACUCGAGAGCUUUUCUGAGCCAAAGGAAGCAAUGAUAUUUUUUAGUGCCCAUGGUGUUCCUGUCAGUUAUGUUGAGAAUGCUGGGGAUCCAUACCGAGAUCAAAUGGAGGAGUGCAUCUUCUUGAUCAUGCAGGAAUUGAAGGCUAGAGGAAUUAGUAAUGAGCACACUCUUGCUUAUCAGAGUCGAGUGGGCCCUGUACAGUGGUUGAAACCAUAUACAGAUGAAGUUCUAGUUGAGCUUGGCCAGAAAGGUGUGAAGAGUCUUUUAGCUGUUCCAGUGAGCUUUGUGAGUGAGCACAUAGAGACUCUUGAAGAAAUUGACAUGGAGUACAGGGAAUUGGCUCUUGAAUCUGGCAUCAAGAAUUGGGCACGUGUCCCGGCUCUUGGUCUCACCCCUUCCUUCAUCAUGGAUCUUGCAGAUGCGGUGAUAGAAGCUCUACCAUCGGCAGCAGCAAUAAAUGCCCCUACCAGCACCUCUGAAGAUAUGGAUAAAGACCCAGUUAAAUACUUCGCCAAGAUGUUUUUUGGUUCAAUUUUGGCUUUCCUCUUGUUUUUCUCGCCCAAAAUGAUUACUGCGUUCAGGAAUCAUGUCAUUUAGAAGAAUACCACCUGAAUUUGAUUUCAUAGAUGUUAAAGCAAUUGAUAAGAAAUUUGUAUACUUCAUAUUUUUUUCCUUGGUUUUACUCCUUUCCGGAUAUAAUACAUACGUCACAGAGAUAUAAAGCAGAAGUGAUUGUUGUACUUGAUAAAAAUGAGAACUUGAAUGUCAGCUUGGAAAUAUUCACAUAAAGAACGACCCAGACAGUUUACCACUUGUACUCAUCUAUACAACUAAUAAAUUACAACUUUAUGUUCUUCUUGCAAA